This is a messenger RNA of Chinchilla lanigera (long-tailed chinchilla), 1358 nucleotides long. RefSeq names its product interleukin 33 (gene Il33). The coding region runs from base 388 to 1188 and encodes 266 amino acids. Gene Ontology annotation, molecular function: cytokine activity. Lineage: Eukaryota; Metazoa; Chordata; Mammalia; Rodentia; Chinchillidae. The transcript is spliced from 9 exons. The record is from RefSeq and is a predicted model, not a curated record. Gene Ontology annotation, biological process: positive regulation of inflammatory response; positive regulation of cytokine production.
CGUCCAGAUCUCCCUCCUAAGCCUAUUUGAUUCUCUGCCAAACUUUCUGCAAUAAAAAGUCUUCAGGCUCUCUGAGCAGAGAGGGAAAAAGCAAGCAGACAAGUCACAACAAGAUCACAAGGUACUGCAAUUAAAAUAGUCUGAAAGCUCUGUUUUGGAUUUGGCUAUCGAAAGAAGAUAUGCUCCCACACAUUCUAAUCUAUUAAACCAGCUCUACUCACACUGCCUCAUCCUUCAAAUGCGGUCACCCAGUAUUGCUUAAUCGCUGUGUGUGUCUGUAUAAAUUGAAUUCAAAUGUUACUUCACUAACCAUUACCAAGUGCUGACUGCGGGGAAUCACAUCAUCUGAGACCAACCUUUCACAUUUACAAUCUAAAGGCCUGAAAAAUGGAGCCUAAAAUGAAGUAUCCGAGCUCUAAAACUUCUGCAGCAAAACGGAACAGGAAAGAUGAAAAAGCCCUGAUAAAAUCUUGCAAACUGAGAAAAUCCCAAAAGAAGGCGGAAGAAAUUUGCCACAAGUCCUACAUGACACUGCGCUCUGGCCUUAUCAUAGAAAAGAAAACCUGCUACUUUAGGAGAGAAAUCACCAAAACAUGUACACUAAAAACAGGUGGAAAGCACACCAAAAAAUGCAAGCUAGUUGCUGCCUAUAAACAGCCUUCUCUGAUCAACUCUUUCUUUGAAACACGUGCCAUCAAAGAACCUGUUGCAGCACUAAAUACAUCAAGUUUUGCAGAAUCUUGUGCUUCCCUAAGUACAUACAACGAUCAAUACAUUAGUUUCGUUUAUGAGAAUGGAGGUUAUGUGAUCAAUGUUGAAGACUCGGGAAAAGAUCAAGAAAAAGACAAGGUACGAUUGCGUUACUAUGAGUCUCAGUACCCCUCAAGUGAAUCAGGUGAUGGUGUUGACGGUGGUAAGCUGUUAAUGGUAAAUCUGAGUCCCACGAAAGACACAGACGUCUGCUUACAUGCAAACAAGAACAAGCACUCUGUCGAGCUCCAAAAAUGUGAAACCACAUUGCCAGACCAGGCCUUCUUUGUCCUUCAUAAAGAGUCCUCUGAAUUCGUUUCAUUCGAGUGUAAGAGUAAUCGUGGAACAUACAUAGGAGUGAAAGACAAUCAGCUUGCUCUAAUAGAAGGAAAGAACCCAAGUAGUGAGAAUAUCAUGUUUAGGCUCUCUGAGAUUUAAUGCGACAGAAAGCUGUGGAUGCUGGUAUGAGCAAUUCAAGUGUUAUCGUUGGAACAGGGAUAAGAACACUGUUUUAUAAAACAAUGUUUUGCGGGGCUGGAAAUAUAGCUCAGUGGCACAGUGCCUGCCUGGCAAGCACAAGGUCAUGAGUUCAAUUCCCGGUACCAAAA